This is a messenger RNA of Myotis daubentonii (Daubenton's bat), 2365 nucleotides long. RefSeq names its product decaprenyl diphosphate synthase subunit 2 (gene PDSS2). Bases 303 to 1511 code for a protein of 402 amino acids. NCBI's taxonomy places the organism in Eukaryota, Metazoa, Chordata, Mammalia, Chiroptera, Vespertilionidae. The transcript has 9 exons. Gene Ontology annotation, molecular function: prenyltransferase activity. Gene Ontology annotation, biological process: ubiquinone biosynthetic process; isoprenoid biosynthetic process. Gene Ontology annotation, cellular component: transferase complex; mitochondrion. The record is from RefSeq and is a predicted model, not a curated record.
UUUACGACAGGCCGCAUUCCCCGCCUGUAAAGAUGGCGCCCCCCAUUUAGGUAUCCCCCGUGGUUUCUACCCCAGCUGGCCGGGGGCAGUGCUGAGCUAGGGCAAUUAUCUAUCUAGGCUGGGCUGCAGACAGCUGCCGUUCAAGUUCGCUUCUGGUUACAGCUUCUGGAACCCACGCACCUCUAAGGGUCAAGAGUCGCCGAUUCCUUCUAGUCCCAGCAAGUUCCUCCUCUGCCCCUGGUUCGUUUCCCCGGCCACCUCCGGGCACCCCGAAGCCCCUGACACUCCCAGACUCAAAAACUAUGAGCCUUCCGCCACUGCUGUUGCGCUCGCCCCGCCAUCUCCGGGCGCCGGGACGCCCGCGCCGCCUGUGGUGGUCCCCGUCCCUCGGCCCCGUCUCGGUGGGCUCCUGGCGGGGCCAGUCCUCCAAGGCCCCGGCCUACUGGAAUCAGGUGGUGUCGGAGGCGGAGAAGAUCGUGGGCUACCCCACGUCCUUCAUGAGCCUCCGCUGCCUACUGAGCGACGAGCUCAGCAACAUCGCCAUGCAGGUGCGGAAGCUGGUGGGGACUCAGCACCCGCUGCUCACCACCGCCAGGGGGCUUGUACAAGAUAGCCGGAAUAACCUCCAACUGAGGGGCUUGGUGGUGCUACUUAUUUCUAAAGCAGCUGGGCCCAGCAGUGUGAAUGCUUCAUGUCAGAACUAUGACAUGGUCAGUGGGAUCUAUUCAUGUCAAAGAAGUUUGGCAGAGAUCACAGAACUUAUCCAUACUGCUCUCCUUGUACAUCGUGGAAUAGUAAAUUUAAGUGAAUUGCAAUCUUCUGAUGGGCCACUGAAAGACAUGCAUUUUGGAAAUAAAAUUGCUAUCUUGAGUGGAGACUUUCUUCUAGCAAAUGCCUGCAAUGGACUAGCUCUGCUACAGAACACCAAGGUUGUGGAACUUUUAGCAAGUGCCCUUAGGGACUUGGUACAAGGAGUAUACCAUGAAAAUUCUAUUUCAGCAAAGGAAGAUUCUAUCACAAAUGACAUUGGAAUAUCGACUUGGAAGGAGCAGACUUUUCUCUCCCAUGGUGCCUUAUUAGCAAAGAGCUGCCAAGCUGCAAUGGAAUUAGCAAAGCAUGAUGCUGAGGUUCAGGAUAUGGCAUUUCAGUAUGGGAAGCACAUGGCCAUGAGUCAUAAGAUAAAUUCUGAUCUCCAGCCUUUUAUUAAAGAAAAGACCAGUGACUCCACGACAUUUAAUCUGAACUCAGCUCCUGUAGUCUUACAUCAGGAGAUUCUUGGAAGAGAUUUGUGGAUUAAACAGAUUGGCGAGGCUCAAGAGAAAGGAAGAUUAGACUAUGCUAAGAGAGAGUGGAAGAGAGAGGGAAAGACAGAGAGAAACAUCGAUGUGAGAGAAACACACCGAUUGGUUGCCUCCUGCACGAGCCCCGGCCAGGGCCCGCCCCAGGGAGGAGUCUGCAACCAAGUUGCGAGAAGCAAUCAAAGCUGGCAAAGGUGUGACUUCAGCUAUUGACCUGUGUCGUUACCAUGGAAACAAGGCCCUGGCGGCCCUGGAGAGCUUUCCUCCCUCCGAGGCCAGAUCUGCUUUAGAAAACAUUGUGUUUGCUGUGACCAGAUUUUCGUGACACCAAAUUAAAAAGACACUAUUGUUCAUUAGCUGGAAAAACAGGGAUGAGGUGAUCCAGCGAGCUUUCAUAAUGAAAUAUCUCAAUUUGCUAAUGACUUUAAAAACAUACACAUGGUUUUUUCUUCUUUUUAUCACAUUGCUAAAUGCAUACUGCCAUCUUUUUGGAACUGCUACAAACAAAAUUAGAAGAAAAAAAGGUCAAGCCGUUUUCCUUUGUCACGCCAGAAGCACACUUGAGGCUGCAGUAGCAGAAAUAAUUAAUGAGAUUCGCUCCUGUGACCUCAGCAAAUGGACAGGAAAUAAGUCCUUAUUGAUUGGACCGAGCCAGGGAUGGCGCCAGGGCGGUGGCCUGUGGUUUUCCUUCUAGAGAGGACAGAGCAAGCUGGGCGCUGCAGGUGUCAAGGGACACGCUGACAGUGCCAGGCCGGGGGACUGUCGCUUCAAAGACCAGUGACCAGAGGGCAGUUCAGUGAUUAAGAAAAACUAUGCUUUGUCUUCUGGCAGUUAUGUCUCUGUGUUUACAGACCCCAUGUGAAUAUACUUUCACUUCAUGGUUUUUGUACAAUUUGGGGAAAAUUGUUGGGGGAAAAAAAUGCCAAAUAGUUGAAUUAAGAGAUUAAAACGUUAUCAAAAGUUAACUUGGUUGUAGUAGGAAUUGCCUGUUUUUCUUUCUUAAAGAUCAAUUUUCUUUUUAAACACAUUUCAAAGAAUAAAAAUUUUUUUAAAAACUGAACAAAAUA